Molecule: messenger RNA, 1989 nt
Organism: Emericellopsis cladophorae
Lineage: Eukaryota; Fungi; Ascomycota; Sordariomycetes; Hypocreales; Bionectriaceae
Product: Transcriptional adapter 2
Exons: 4
Coding region: 1-1989 (662 amino acids)
Biological process (GO): chromatin remodeling; regulation of transcription by RNA polymerase II
Cellular component (GO): nucleus; SAGA-type complex
Molecular function (GO): transcription coactivator activity; protein binding; chromatin binding
Source: RefSeq, a predicted model, not a curated record
AUGGGCGUGAUACGCAAGAAGACAGCGACUAGGGGUGGUGAAGGUGGCGUCAAGUAUGUUUGCGAUGUGUGCUCCUCCGAUAUCACUUCAACGGUUCGCAUACGAUGCGCCGACCCUGCCUGCAACGAUUUCGACCUGUGCGUCACUUGCUUCUCCAAAGGCGAGGCGCGGAAUUCACACGUGCCCGAAACACAUGCGUAUCGGGUCAUUGAACAAAACUCGUUCCCAAUAUUUGACCCAGAAUGGGGCGCGGACGAGGAGCUGAUGUUGAUCGAAGGCGCCGAAACCUACGGUUUGGGCUCAUGGGCAGAUAUUGCGGAUCACAUUGGAGGCUUCCGAGAAAAAGAUGAAGUUCGCGAUCACUAUUUGAGCUGCUAUGUGGGCUCCCCAGCCUUCCCUCUACCGAAACGAUGCAGCCCCCACGAUUCCGAGCUGGCCGACGCGAUAUCUCGUGACGAAUUCCAAGCGCGCAAGAAGCGAAGGAUAGAAGAGCGCAGAGAGGCAGCUAAGAACGCGCCAACAUUGCAACCGAAGACAAAGCCCACAGCCAGUGUACCUAGCUGUCAUGAGAUUCAAGGGUACAUGCCUGGACGUCUUGAAUUCGAAACAGAGUAUGCGAACGACGCGGAGGAAGCUGUCCAACAUAUGCAGUUUGAACCCGGGGACGGCGUAAAUCCGAGGACAGGAGAGCUCGAGCCGGAGAUGGAGCUCAAGCUGACGGUCAUGGAGAUAUACAACUGUCGACUGACCCAGCGUGUGGAUCGCAAGAAGGUCAUAUUUGAGCAUAACCUGCUCGAUUAUCGAGAGAACACAAAGAUCGACAAAAGACGGUCCAAGGACGAGAGAGACCUGUUGCAAAAAGCAAAGCCCUUUGCGCGCGUCAUGAACCGAAAAGACUUUGAGGACUUCAAUCAAGGACUGAUUGAUGAGUUGAACUUGCGCCAAGCCAUCGCUCAACUUCACGAAUGGCGCAGUGUGAAAAUCGGAGAUCUUCGGAGCGGAGAGAAGUACGAAACCGAGAAGGCGGCGCGUAUACAAAAGACCACACCUAUGGGGUCAAUGGACCGAGAUCGACUAACCACCGCUCAACGCAGUAAGAACGCGCCACCACCUGAUCCGCCUAAUGGAGCGGCGCUUCUGGUGGCACCCGAGCUACCGAUACGAGCUGCGAACCAAACGAACGGCGAGGUCAACGGGGAAAGCAAACCCGCUGCGAAUGGCGCGAACGGUGACACAAACGGUGUUGGCUCGCCGCGACCUAAGCAGCUUCCUCAGCCCAUACCUGGCGUCCAGCCUUUGUCCUUCAAUGCGGACAAUAAUGCCGACAUUCACCUCCUGACGCCGGAAGAGAUCAAGCUUUGCGAAAUCGUGCGCUUAGCUCCCAAGCCGUACAUCAUGAUCAAGCAGCAGAUUCUGGCAGAGGCUAUCAAAGGGAACGGAACAAUGAAGAAGAAACAAGCAAGGGAAAUCUGCCGGCUCGACUCCCAAAAAGGUGGGCGCAUAUUUGACUUUCUGGUCACCGCAGGCUGGUUGGCGAUCAACAUACAACCUGCUACGGCCUCAAUUGCGUCGUUGAAGCGCAUGAAUGCGCAGACGCUAAGCCAGAAGAUUCUAGAAGAGCGAGAAGCUCAAGACCCUACAUUCGUCGUCGUCGACGUGCGUGAGGAUGACUAUCUCGGCGGCCACAUCAAGUCUUCGUUGAAUGUCCCAUCCCGCACGCUCGAUGCGGCAAUGCCCACACUAGCGCGUCGUCUGGCGGACAAGAAGACUGUCGUGUUUCACUGCAUGCUCAGCCAGCAGCGUGGUCCCUCGGCUGCCUUGAAGUACUUGCGAGAGAGAGAUGAGGUGCUCAAGACCCUUGGACUCAAGGCCGUUGAGGAGCAGGAGGUUUUCGUCCUCAACCUAGGCUUCUCUAGGUGGCAGGAAUUGUUUGGCGAGGACGAGAGGCUGACGGAAGGGUAUAGAAAGGAGCUCUGGGGCCAGGACUAA